Messenger RNA from Halichondria panicea, 2439 nucleotides. RefSeq lists its product as uncharacterized. Gene Ontology annotation, cellular component: chromosome; cytoplasm; nucleus. Gene Ontology annotation, biological process: double-strand break repair via homologous recombination. Bases 1 to 2424 code for a protein of 807 amino acids. NCBI's taxonomy places the organism in Eukaryota, Metazoa, Porifera, Demospongiae, Suberitida, Halichondriidae. The record is from RefSeq and is a predicted model, not a curated record. Gene Ontology annotation, molecular function: four-way junction helicase activity; nucleic acid binding; 3'-5' DNA helicase activity. The transcript has 6 exons.
AUGGCUAUCAAUAAUUGUGCUGGCUACAUGAAUGAACAUCCUGUGAAGACACAACUGCAGUUGAGGUCCCAAUGCUUGCAGCUUAGUGUACUGGUGUCUGCAGACUAUGUGGUGCAAGUGGAGGUGCUCUCCUACAGUAACCCAUCCUACACACGCUUUAAUGGUCAAUGUUGUGAACGAUUCAGCAGUGUACUAUGUAUCGGAUUUCAACCCUGUGACACCUUCUUCAUCUACUGCCUGUUACCACAUGCCAGUACUGCUGAAGUGUGUCCCAAUAGUAGGCCUGGAGAUACUCUGGUCAGUAGCGUUAUCCCAGGCAGGGGAUACAUUGAUUUCUCACAACCUACUGUAUUGGGACUCCCUAAUCCAUUCAAUCUGACUGGAAUAUCAACAGCCUGGGAGGGAGCUCAACUUUACAUACCGGUGUUUGAUUUUGAUAGCAGUAUAGAUGAUCUUAUUGCAAGAUAUCGAUUUGAUCUCAGUCUUUCAGUAGAAUCGACAAAUAUAUUUUCUACCUCAUCAAGUAUCAAGGCGGUUAUCACUCUGAGGGCUACUGUGCUGUGUGCUCCAUUCUACUCAGGAAGCAGUUGUGAGCUCUUCAAUCACUGUGAGUCCAAUGGUGUCACAUGCAGUAACCAAGGAACAUGUACAAAUGACCUUGAUUCCUACACCUGUGUCUGCAAUGCUGGCUAUAAUGGUGCUGAUUGUGAGGAUGAUAUUGAUGAGUGCUUGCUAAUGGAGAGGAUGUGCAGUGGCCACGGUAACUGCUCUCAUGAAAUAGCCACCUUCACCUGCUCAUGUGAUCCUGGCUACACUGGACAGAGAUGUGAGACUGACAUUGAUGAAUGUGUGAACGUAAACUGCAGUGGACAAGGCAACUGUACUGACAGAGUUAACGGCUUUGAUUGUGAUUGUUUCCCUGGUUACACUGAUGUCAUUUGCCAGACUGACAUUGAUGAUUGUGAUGGAAUAAACUGUAGUGGAAAUGGUCGUUGUGUUGACAUGGUGAACAUGUUCCUAUGUGACUGUGAACCUGGCUACACUGGUGCUGAUUGUGAGACCAACAUUGAUGAUUGUGUGAAUAGGAACUGCAGUGGAAAUGGUGUGUGUGUGGAUGGUGUCAACUCGUUCAGUUGUGAAUGUGAGUCUGGCUUCACUGGAGAGAUGUGCAGUGUGGAGACACAAGCAAAGAUGACUAGCUCGACUGACACUGAGUUCUCUUCCGCUUUGGCUUAUGCCCUUUCUUGUGUGAAGAGAAGUCAUUUAGUUCUGAGGGAUAAACAGCUUGAGACUCUACGGAUGCUGUACAAAGGGCAUGAUGUUUUCCUGUGGGUUCCUACUGGAUAUGGAAAGUCUAUCUGCUACCAAACUUUGCCUUAUUUAUUCGACAAGAAGCUGGAUAGAAUCAGUUCUCCUCCUAGUGAGCGUAGUAUUGUGUUAGUUGUGUGUCCCCUAGUGUCUCUAAUGGUAGAUCAAGUGACUAGUCUACAUGAUCGUGGUGUUCCUGCUGGUAUACUCAGUGGAAACAAAGGGGUCGAUAAGAAGUUCCUUGCUAACGAGAAAGAUGUGCUUGAAGGAAAAUUUCGCCUCUUGUAUAGUGCUCCUGAAGCAAUUGUUGGUAGCCAUCGUUGGAAACAACUUUUACUGGUCCCUCCGUUGUCUACAUCGAUGGUGGCUGUGGCAGUGGAUGAGGCCCAUUGUGUGCAUAAGUGGAGUGCAGACUUUCGACCAUGUUAUGGUCGUAUCAACGAAUUACGUGCCUUCCUUCCUGCUGGACUGCCGAUGUUAGCAUCAACUGCCACCGUUACUGACGUUAUGCGACAAGAAGUGAUUGAGAAGCUUGAGAUGGAAGGCUGUAAGAUUGUAACUGUAUCUCCAAACAAGCCGAAUAUUUUUUAUUCCGUUCAAAAACGUUCCGGUGAUAUAGAACACGAUCUUUCUUUCAUAGUUGAUGAUAUAGCGACUCAUUCCAUCAAGGCCAGGCGUGUGAUUGUUUACUGCCGUUCCCUAGAUAUGUGUGCAGAUUUAUACGCUCAUUUUUUGCUCACCCUUGGAGAUAAGGCGUAUUACCCCACUGGUGCUAAGGAAAUAAGUGACAAUAGAACAUUUGGUAUGUAUCAUUCGAAAACAGACGAUCACAAUAAGCAUGUUAUUAUGCAAGGUAUGGCAAAGACUGAUGGAACGAUCCGAGUUGUGUUUGCAACUAUGGCCCUUGGAAUGGGAGUGAACUUUGUAGGCCUUACCAGUACGAUACACUACGGUGCUCCUAGAUGUAUUGAUGACUACUUCCAGGAAAGCGGCCGAGCUGGAAGAGGAGGUGAAUUGUGUACUUCGACUAUCUUCUGGCGUCCAUCUGAUGCCCCUGUGCGGAAAGACUUGAAUAACCCUCGUAAUGCUGAAAUAGUUGCAGUUAGAAGCUGCUAAUCUAAAAAGAUGUGA